Pelobates cultripes (western spadefoot toad) is the source of this 342-nucleotide messenger RNA. The record is from the annotation of a GenBank genome assembly. Lineage: Eukaryota; Metazoa; Chordata; Amphibia; Anura; Pelobatidae.
AUGUACAACUCAACAAGACGUACAACCCAACAAGACGUACAGACAAACAAGACGUACAGACAAACAAGACGUACAACCCACCAAGAUGUACAACCCAACAAGACGUACAACCCAACAAGACAUACAGACAAACAAGACGUGCAACCCAACAAGACGUGCAACCCAACAAGACGUACAGACAAACAAGACAUGCAACCCAACAAGACAUACAACCCAACAAGACGUCCAACCCAACAAGACGUCCAACCCAACAAGACGUACAGACAAACAAGACGUACAAACAAACAAGACAUAGAACUCAACAAGACGUACAAACAAACAAGACGUCCAAUCCAGCAAUAA